AUGUUCUACAGAAGCAUCCUCCAAAUCGCUCUCCUGUUGUGCCUCUCCACCACCACUCUUUCUCUGAGCUACAACAUGCUUCGAUUCCAACUAAGUGGCAGCAGUUUGGCGUGUAAGAAGUUCCUACAGCAGUUGGGUGGCGUACCUGAAGACUGCCUCAAGGACCGUAUGAGCUUCGAGGUCCCUGAGGAAAUUCAACGACCACAGCAGUUCCAGAAAGAGAACGCUACAUUGGUCAUCCAUGAGAUGCUCCAGAACAUCUUUGGUGUUUUCAGAAGAAAUUUCUCUAGCACUGGCUGGAAUGAUACCAUUGUAGAGCACCUCCUUGCUCAACUCUUUUGGCAGAUGGACCACUUGGAAACCAUGCUGGAAGAAAAGCUAGAGGAGGAAAACGUCACCUGGGGAAACAGCAUGAGCGUCAUGCACCUGAAGAGCUAUUAUUUGAGGAUUACACAAUACCUGAAGGCCAAGGAGUACAGCAGCUGUGCCUGGACGAUAGUCCGAGUGGAAAUCCUCAGGAACUUUUUGUUCAUUAACAGACUUAUAGACUACCUCCGAGACUGA
Molecule: messenger RNA, 564 nt
Organism: Tupaia belangeri chinensis (Chinese tree shrew)
Lineage: Eukaryota; Metazoa; Chordata; Mammalia; Scandentia; Tupaiidae
Gene: IFNB1
Product: interferon beta 1
Exons: 1
Coding region: 1-564 (187 amino acids)
Biological process (GO): defense response
Cellular component (GO): extracellular region
Molecular function (GO): cytokine receptor binding
Source: RefSeq, a predicted model, not a curated record